This is a messenger RNA of Anopheles darlingi, 1501 nucleotides long. RefSeq names its product golgin-45. Gene Ontology annotation, cellular component: Golgi membrane. Gene Ontology annotation, biological process: Golgi organization; Golgi to plasma membrane protein transport. The transcript is spliced from 2 exons. Lineage: Eukaryota; Metazoa; Arthropoda; Insecta; Diptera; Culicidae. The record is from RefSeq and is a predicted model, not a curated record. The coding region runs from base 149 to 1501 and encodes 450 amino acids.
UGGUUUGGGAGGAUGCGAGGACAAUAGGAUUCAAGGAGUGUGGUGUUCUGUGAGAUUAUCAGUGCGGAACCUGAUGAUAAGGACUUGCCCCAUUGUUUAACCCCAAUCGUAUCUGCGUCGUACACCUGGGAGACUGCAGAAACACACGAUGGAUUCAGCCCGCCGAACGGAGGGGGAUGGCAUGGAGCAUGAGGCACUCGCGGCCUCGCAGACUGGCGGAAAGCGUACUUCAUCGGUUUCCUCAACUACCUCGUCGACAACGGCGGGAUCACUGCUCUCGGAUAUCAAACUGCCGGCCAAUCUCUCGUUCGAACGGCUGCUGCCUCACGCUGGCCCCAAUCCGGUGUACCGUCCGACGGAGCUUGCUGCUGGUGGACGAACGUCACUACCGGCCGUCCAACCGCGAGGGAAAGUGUUCAACCUAGUGCCUCGUCUCGUUUCCCACGGUGGCCAACCGAAACCGGCCACGUCGUUGCACAGCAAGGAACCCAAGUUUGUACCGUUCGAACCGUACAAGGGAGCCGUAACACCGAUCAUCCCUGGACCGCACUGUAUUCCCGGUGGAGGAACGCGUGUUAAGCUGGCGAACCGUAACAACCUCGACCUGAACGUGCUGGUCUCACAAAUGUCCACGAUGACUGACAAGGAACUGCGGUCGGUUGGCACUGACCCAUCGAAGGUGGACGCGGAGACGGCACAGAAGGAGCGGUACGAACACGAACUGGAGGAGCUGCGCAAGGAGCGUGACUACUUUCAGGGACAGCUCAAGUUCCAGGCUCAGGUCAACUCGGAGCUUAAGAAUCUGCUGGUGGCCGCCGUCGGUGAAGAUCUGCAGACGAAAGUGAACGUGCUGACGGAGGACAAACUGCACCUGGCCCGCAAACUGCUAAACUCGGCCGAGAACCUCUCUUCGCACACGGAGCAGAUCGAGUUUCUGGCCGGACAGAGCGAAGUGUGGCGCAGUAAGUUCCUGGCCAGCAGUCUCAUGGUGGAGGAGUUGGCCCGCUGGAAAGCGAGCCUGUUGCAGCGCAAUGGACUGCUGCUCGCGUCGAACAAACAGCAGCUCGAGGUCAUUUCGAAGGUGCGCGAAAUGGUGAUCGAUGUGCUGCGUCAGUUACGUUUCCUGGCGAACGCGAAAGAUCCGCUACAGUUGCAAUCGGCAACCGUGCUCGAUCUGGUGGCGGAGUGUGUCGACAUUGCACAGCAGCUAGCGCUGCAGCACCCGGGCCUCGGCAUCCCGGACAGUCUUGAGGGGAGUCUGGCGGGACUCGAGAGCAUGACCGAGGCGGAACGGUUGGCCGUCCAGGCACUGCAGUGUUCCAAUCAAGCGCUCGUACCAACGGACGACGCAUUUCGGGCGAUCGUCGGCCAAGCCUUCCCGUCCCUACACUCGAUGCGAUCGAUGCAGCAACAGCCACAGCAACCAGACACACCGCCUACUCCGACCAGUCCCGGUGGUGAGUUCGAACUCGUCACCAAGACCGACUGUGAGCUGAAGUGA